Taeniopygia guttata (zebra finch) is the source of this 1901-nucleotide messenger RNA. It is a transcript of the gene SLC3A2, whose product is annotated as solute carrier family 3 member 2. The record is from RefSeq and is a predicted model, not a curated record. Gene Ontology annotation, biological process: carbohydrate metabolic process; phenylalanine transport; L-leucine import across plasma membrane. Gene Ontology annotation, cellular component: basolateral plasma membrane; apical plasma membrane. NCBI's taxonomy places the organism in Eukaryota, Metazoa, Chordata, Aves, Passeriformes, Estrildidae. Gene Ontology annotation, molecular function: L-leucine transmembrane transporter activity; L-alanine transmembrane transporter activity; aromatic amino acid transmembrane transporter activity.
GGCUGCGUCGCGCCCCUCAGGCCUGUCACGAGCCCUCAGCGAAGAUGGAGCCCGAGUCGCCCCACCGCGAGCUGGAGCUGUCAGCGCUGGAGGCUGAGACGGAGCCGAUGGCAGCGGCCGAGCCCGGGACCCCUCCCCAGGCGACCCUUCCCCACCGCGACCCCUCCCCACCCCCGGAGCAGCUGCUGGGCGUGGAGAAAAACGGGCUGAAGAUGAAAAUCCCCCCCGAGGAGGAAGAAGAAGCUCCUUUAGGGGGUUCGGGGGUCUCGGGGAGCCCCAAAUUCACAGGGCUGGGCAAGGAGGAGCUGCUGAGGGAAGCGGGGACGCCGCUCUGGGCCCGGGCCCGCCUGGUGCUGCUCGUGCUUUUCUGGGGGGGCUGGAUCGGCAUGUUGGGGGCUGCUGCUGCCAUCGUGGCACAAGCCCCCCGCUGCCAGCCCCUGCCCACCAAAGCUUGGUGGGAGCUCGGGGCGCUCUACAGGGCUCCCCCCAAGGCUUUUGGAGGGGAUCUGAAAGGUGUGGAGAAACGUUUGGGGUACCUGAAGGAGAAGCUGCAGGUUGGGGGGCUGGUGCUGGGCCCCGUGUACCCCCAAAAAUCCCCCGAGGCCAAAAUCCCCCCCCUGAAGGAGCUGGACCCCACCCUGGGCACCAGGCAGGACUUCAGCGCCCUGGUGCAGGCAGCCAAGGACAAAGGGGUGAAGGUGAUCCUGGACCUGACCCCAAACCCCGCCGGGAAUCCGGUCUGGGGGGACGCAGCCAAAGAUUCUGAGGUGCUCCAGCAGGUCCAGGCCGCCAUGAGCCAUUGGCUGAAGGAGGACAUUGCUGGGAUCUUCCUGGAUGGCAUCGAGGAGCUCCCGGACUUGGUGGUGGCCCAGUGGAGGAACCUGACGGAGCAGCAGCCGAGCCCCAGCGGUGUGGACAGGGUGCUGGUGGGGGGCACACGGCUGCAGGACCCCUGGAGGGCACCGGGGGGGCCGCAGCUGCUGCUGGGCCCCUUCCUGCAGCCCCUGGAGCCCAAGGGCGACGCCGAAGCACCCGAGGGAGCCCUGAGGAACCUCCUCAACUUCCUCAGCUCCAACUCCUCCGUGGGGCUGGGCUGGAGCGUGGGGUCCCCCUGGGAGACGUGGGUGAGCCCCAACCUGCGGCUGCAGCAGCUGCUGCUGCUCUGGGGGCUCCCCGGGACCCCCGUGCUGAGCUACGGCGACGAGCUGGGGCUGCCGCGGCCCCCCAAAAACCAGCAGUUGCCGCCGAUGCCGUGGGAAUCCAUCGAGGCCCCGAAACCGGCGGGAAACGGCUCCGAGCCCCCCGAGCUGGAGCUGUGCGCGGCCCUGGCCUCGCUGCGGGCCCACGAGCGCUCGCUGCUGCUGGGGGAGGCGUGGGCCGUGGCCGCCGGUUCAGCCAUGGCCGUGCUGCGGCGUUGGGACCAGAGCGAGCGGUUCCUGCUGGUGCUCAACCCCCACGGAGCCCCCCUCAAACCCUUCUCGGUGAAAAAGGAGCCUGGAGACCCCCAGGAACCCCCCCUGCCCACCUCGGCCACCGUGCGAUACAGCACCGGCCCGAAGGAGCCCGGGGAGCAGCAGCUGAGGCUGGAGGAGCUCAAGGUGGGACCCUACCAGGGGAUCCUGCUGGGCUUCCCCUACAGCCCCCAGUGACCCCCCCCUGGCACCCCAAAUCUGCAUUGACCCCCCCCAGCACCCCAAACCUGCACCGACCCCCUCCCCACCCCCUCGUUCCGGGUGGGGUCCCACACUCAACUCCCUUCACUCAUUUUUUGGGUUCUUAUCCUGCUCCCCUCACCUCAAAAUCCUUUUUUUGGGGGGUUUUUCUUCUGUUCCUGAUUCCAUUUUGAAGCUUUUGUUUUCUGGGGUCCCCUCACCAAAUAUUGAAUAAAUCAAUUGCAUUUG